This is a messenger RNA of Spinacia oleracea (spinach), 1221 nucleotides long. RefSeq lists its product as uncharacterized. Gene Ontology annotation, biological process: transcription initiation at RNA polymerase II promoter; transcription by RNA polymerase II. The transcript has 6 exons. NCBI's taxonomy places the organism in Eukaryota, Viridiplantae, Streptophyta, Magnoliopsida, Caryophyllales, Amaranthaceae. Bases 166 to 936 code for a protein of 256 amino acids. The record is from RefSeq and is a predicted model, not a curated record. Gene Ontology annotation, cellular component: transcription factor TFIIF complex.
UUUCUUUCAUUACAUAAUUUUGACUCCAGUCCCAAACUGCCGAAAUUAGGAGAGAGAAAAUUACCAAAACAAAGAAAACAACAGAGCUAAAACUACAUUCAACUGCUUAAACUUCAGCAAAACUCCAUUUUUGUUGCUGCAGAAAGCUUCAAGAAAUACAGUGAUAUGGAGGAAGAAAACAGUGAUAUUAACAAUGGCACAGUUGAUACAGGAAAGGCCGAGAGAUCGGUUUGGUUGAUGAAAUGCCCACUUGUUAUUUCUAAUUCGUGGCAGUCACGCGCUUCAUCUUCUGACCCUCAACCCGUUUCCAAGGUUGUUUUAUCGCUCGAUCCUCUUCGACCUGAUGAUCCUUCUGCCGUUCAGUUUACUAUGGAGAUGAACGGCUCCGAUAUGGGUCCGAGGAGCUACUCUUUAAAUAUGUUUAAGGACUUUGUUCCCAUGAGUAUUUUCUCAGAGAGUCAAGGCAGGGUUGCAGUGGAAGGCAAAGUUGAGCAUAAAUUUGAUAUGAAGCCUCAUAAUGAGAAUUUUGAGGAGUAUGGAAGAUUGUGCCGUGAAAGGACAAAUAAGUCCAUGAUUAAGAACAGACAAAUACAGGUGAUUGAUAAUGACCGUGGUGUGCACAUGCGGCCGAUGCCUGGAUUGGUAGGAUUCGGUAGUAGUGCUAAGGAGAAGAAGAAGACAGCACCAGUUAAGCCAGUAGAGAUGAAGAGAACUAGAAGGGAUCGUGGAGAGCUGGAGGAUAUCAUGUUUAAGCUAUUUGAAAGAAAGCCUAACUGGGCACUAAAACAAUUGGUCCAAGAAACGGAUCAACCUGCUCAAUUCUUGAAAGAAAUAUUGAAUGAGCUGUGCGUGUACAACAAAAGAGGAACAAAUCAAGGUACUUAUGAGCUUAAGCCUGAAUACAAGAAAGCAGUGGAUAAUCCUGGAGCCGACUAAGUCUUCCCCUGUUGUACAAUUAUGUGUAUCAUGGUCAUGGAGCUACACCACGGCAGCAAUUUCCGAGCAAAACUUGUGUUUGGAGACACCGGUGGAACUGCCUUAUGUUGCGGGUGAUUGAUUCACCAACGUCACUAUAUAGACUUGACAACUAGCAGUCUCUAUGUCACAUUUACUUGCAUAAGAAGCCUAUAUGGCUACAUAUCUAGUAGACUAGUAUCCACACUUGUGAUGUCAAUGCAUGUAUAUUAUACUUCCCCUCAAUAAUCUUACUCUUUAAUUUUC